ACCUGCGCCUCCGCCGCAGAGCGCAUGCGCAGGAGCCCCAGCAGGAACACGCUGCAGUAGCUGCUAACAGAUUUGGACCAGAACCGAGCGGAACCGACCAGAACCGAGCCAGAACCAUGCGGUUCCUGCCCAGAAUGCUGCUGGUUCUGCUGCUGAGCUUCCCGGCGAGCCUGCUGACCAGAGGGCCGCUGGUCGGGGCCCAGAACCAGGACCAGGACCUGACGGAGGACGAGGAGACGGUGGACGAGGACGUGGUGGACGACGUGACGGCGGAGGACGAGGACGACGAGGCCGAGGUGGAGGACGAGGAGACGGCCGAGCUGAUGGAGGAGAAGGAGGACGAGGACUCUCUGGUGGGGGAGGUGAAGGCGUCGCCCAACGCUGACACCACCAUCCUGUUCGUCAAGGGAGAAGACUUCCCGGCCAACAACAUCGUCAAGUUCCUGCUGGGUUUCACCAACAAGGGAGCGGAGAACUUCCUGGUGGAGUCUCUGGACGCCUCGUUCCGGUACCCGCAGGACUACCAGUUCUACAUCCAGAACUUCACGGCGCUGCAGCUGGGGACUCUGGUCCCCCCGUCCCGCCAGGCGUCCUUCGAGUAUUCCUUCAUCCCGGCCGAGCCCAUGGGAGGCCGGCCCUUCGGCCUGGUGGUCAACCUCAACUACCGGGACGCUAGCGGAAACGUGUUCCAGGACGCCGUCUUCAACCAGACCGUCACCAUCACGGAGAGAGAGGACGGACUGGACGGGGAAACGAUCUUCAUGUACGUGUUUCUGUCGGGACUCGGACUGCUGGUCGUGGUGGGUCUGCACCAGCUGCUGGAGUCCAGGAAGAGACGGCGUCCGGCCCCCAAGAUCGAGACGGGGACGUCGAGCCACAACGACGUGGACAUGAGCUGGAUCCCCCAGGAGACGCUGAACCAGAUCAACAAAGCGUCUCCACGGAGAUCUCCCCGCAAGAGGAACCAGAAACGCUCGGCCGGGUCGGACGAGUGACGGGCGGCUGAAGCCCCGCCCCCUGGAGGAAGGGGAGGAGCCUGAGGCUGAAACCCCGCCCCCUGGAGGAAGGGGAGGAGCCUCCGCCUGAGGCUCCGCCCCCAACUGCUGACGGACUGUAACGAGCUGAACAACGCGGCUCACACACACAAUUAUACAAAUACACACUUAUACACACACUAAUAUAUAUAUAUAUAUAUAUAUAUAUAUAUAUAUAUAUAUAUAUAUAUAUAUAUUUAUAUUUAUAUUAGUGUGUGUAUAAACACCAGACCGGGUCUAAACCGGUCCAGGACGGUUCUGACUGAUUUAUCUACUUUUUUUUUUUUUUUUUUUUUUUUUUAAUCUGUAACUCCAAAUUUUCCCAUGAUGCUCUGAAUGUGUCUCUGGAGCAGUGGACCGGUCCAGAACCGGGGGACCGGUCCAGAACCGGGGGACCGGUCCGGGAAGAACCGGGUUUGGGUUUUGUUGUCGGGUUUGUGUGGUUUUGUUUUAUUUUUGUUGGGUUUUUUUCCCCGACCCGUUUCCUGGGACGGGCCGGUCCAGCACCGGUUCUGGACCGGUUCCUGGUCCUGGUCCUGGUCCUGGUUCUGGGU
This is a messenger RNA of Cololabis saira (Pacific saury), 1588 nucleotides long. It is a transcript of the gene ssr1, whose product is annotated as signal sequence receptor, alpha. Bases 117 to 995 code for a protein of 292 amino acids. The transcript has 9 exons. Lineage: Eukaryota; Metazoa; Chordata; Actinopteri; Beloniformes; Belonidae. Gene Ontology annotation, cellular component: endoplasmic reticulum; endoplasmic reticulum membrane. The record is from RefSeq and is a predicted model, not a curated record.